This is a messenger RNA of Eimeria tenella, 735 nucleotides long. RefSeq lists its product as uncharacterized. The transcript has a single exon. Bases 1 to 735 code for a protein of 244 amino acids. NCBI's taxonomy places the organism in Eukaryota, Apicomplexa, Conoidasida, Eucoccidiorida, Eimeriidae. The record is from RefSeq and is a predicted model, not a curated record.
AUGGUCACUCCCGUCACCGCCGACGAAACGCAUUCGCCGCUCCUCUGCCAAACACUGCUAAUGAAUCUACUCCGCCUCAGCCCAGGGCUCCCCACGUCCUACACCCACCUCUUGUCCUCUCAACCUCUGCCUGCGCAGCCGCCCCACCCAGUUUCUCUCGCCUACGCCCUCCUUUCCCCACUCCAACGCGCCGCAGCAGCAACGUCCAUAAAUGCACCUUCCUCCAGCCCUGCGCCAACCCAGUUCUCGUCCUGCACCCACCCUCCAAAUCCGACUCCUCCUCGACGCACAACAACAACGACGCACACUGCCUGCAAUCACCCGUGCCUAGUGCCUUGUCCGCACGCUUUCCUUCCUCCGCUCGCCUCUCCCUGCUGCGAAACACCCCACACGCAUCCUCGACAGGCAUUCUCUUCAGCGCGCAACACGCAACACAACACAACUAUCGAAUACGUCAGCACGCGCUUUAACGCCACGACAAACACCAAAGCCCGCCUCGCGCCCCUUUCCCCCCCCAAACACUGCACUGCCCACCCUCAAACGUUCCAAGCCUUUAAGCCACACAAACCGCCCUCUCCAACUAACCGCUUCGCUACUCCCCACUUGCCAGCACCGCUCACCACACUGGCUCAACAACACGCAACACUAACCAAACAAAACGCCUCAGCGGGCUCCAAACACUGUCCGAACCAGGAAUUGAACCUGGGUUUACACGGCCACAACGUGUUGUCCUAA